Messenger RNA from Notothenia coriiceps (black rockcod), 1995 nucleotides. Its product is annotated as vascular endothelial growth factor receptor kdr-like. The record is from RefSeq and is a predicted model, not a curated record. NCBI's taxonomy places the organism in Eukaryota, Metazoa, Chordata, Actinopteri, Perciformes, Nototheniidae. The transcript has 12 exons. The coding region runs from base 463 to 1995 and encodes 510 amino acids.
GGGAGGAGAACUUGUCUGAGGCGCGAGAGAGGCAGGAGCUGAUUGAUUUGGUUGUGUGGGCUCUAUCAGACAGCAGUAACAAGCAGAUAAACCACUCACUCGACUUUUAUUUUUCAACAAACAUUGAAUUACAUCAAUUUAACUUUUGGGGGAAUUCGAGAGCACCUGCACGGAGCAUCCAGCGGUUCCUCCGUCUCCUCUCUGCCGGGUCUGGAGUCCCCAGCUGCGCAGGAGAGCUCCCCUGCGAACCGCGUCAUGGGAUACAGCUGAACCACCGCCGCUUUUCGCGUGUACACCUGAAGCUUUUUGUGGAUUUAAAAAACGUUUAAGAAAAAGAAAAACAGACUCGUUUAUUUACUCGCUUUAAGAAAAACUUCAUUCAGUCGGGAUUAUAAGCCUUUGCCACGGACUCUUAUCACUUUAUUUCUAACGCACGGUUGGGGUUUGGUGGAGAGUUGCAGGAUGGGCUCAUCCAACUGCUUCAGAUGGGCCGUUGUCAUCUUGUGUUGUUCAUCACUCACACAUGGACAUUUGGAGAGAGAGCACUCACCUAUGAUUCUGCCCUCUGAAAACCCCCUCAUUCUUCAUAAGGAUGGUUUGUUACAUCUCACAUGCAGAGGCCAUGGCCCACUGCAGUGGAAACUUGUUGACUCCAAUCGAUCGCUCUCAUCCGAGGAGGUGAAGGUGGAGUCGUGUGAUUCCCGACAUCACUCUCACUCACACUGCAGCAAACUGACCAUCACAAGUUUAGUAGCUAAUGACACAGGAAGGUACAACUGUGAAUACUCCAAAAAUGGUUCAGCCCACUUCACCUCGAUCUACGUGUAUGUCCAAGAUCCUGAGCAACCAUUUGUGGACCCUCAUCCCUUAAGACCUAUUAUCUUAGAAAGCUACAGGCACGAGACCAGCCUCAUACUCCCCUGCAGGACCACCUAUCCCGAUAUUGAAGUAACACUCACAGGGCAGCUCGUGGCUUUACCAGAGAAGGUAGUUAAGGAACAAAUAUGGGAUCCGAAGGUUGGAUUCAAGAUUCCCUACGAUCCCUACAGAGAGAUCAGCAUGGUCUUCUGUAAAACCAAGGUCAAUGGUCGUGACUUUGAGUCAAAAUACUUCCCUAUGAGAAUAACUCAUGCCCUUCAAAAUGUGAAGAUCACCCCAGAGCGUGUCAAACUGUUGGUUGGAGACACCCUCAUUCUCAACUGUACUGGCAAGACCACUCAUAAUGGAAGAAUCAAAUUCACGUGGGAUUUCCCAAAGAGUAAAGAAAAUAGACAUGAAACACAAUGGACCAUGGACCGGUCUACCAAGGUGUAUGUGAUGAGCAGGUCUUUAUUCUUGCCAAACAUUACCAUGGAGGAUAAAGGAGUGUACCACUGCAGGGCUGAGAUCAACCCUACGAUUUAUAUGAAUGUCACCGCUAAAGUCAUCGUCAUUGAGCAUCCAUACCUCAAUAUCUCCUAUAAACAUGAGCGGCACAGUACGAUAAGGGUCAAAGAAGGCAGGAAGAAGCUUGUGUUUGAUCCCAAGGUCCAAGCUCUGCCACCGCCAGACAUGGCAGCAUGGUUUAAGGAUGGGGUCCCUAUCAACAGGAGUUCCACCUGUUACAAGAUGUCUGGCUUCACCUUGAUCAUCGUUAAUGUGCAGCAGCAGAAUGCCGGGGUCUUCACUGUCAGUCUGGGCAACCAAGCGAGGGGCUUGCACAGGAAUCUGAGCUUCACACUGAUAGUGGAGGUGAAGCCAAUUAUUUCCGAGGCCGAGCUUGCCACUGUGGACGUGCAGCCGUACAUGAUCGGCAGACAGCACCAGUUAACCUGCACUGCUUACGGGGUGCCGCUGCCAAACACCACAUGGUUUUGGCAACCGUGUCAACUAAACACCACGCUUAUAAAAUCCCCGGUCCACACUGAUGACAGGGGGAAUUACUCCCACAACUGGAUUAAGAGCAUAAACGUCAAGCGUGAACUGGUAAAAGGAAAAAUCAAGGUAUGUGUUUGA